Tachyglossus aculeatus (Australian echidna) is the source of this 3802-nucleotide messenger RNA. RefSeq names its product interphotoreceptor matrix proteoglycan 2 (gene IMPG2). The transcript is spliced from 21 exons. Gene Ontology annotation, biological process: visual perception. The coding region runs from base 1 to 3693 and encodes 1230 amino acids. Gene Ontology annotation, molecular function: hyaluronic acid binding; heparin binding. The record is from RefSeq and is a predicted model, not a curated record. NCBI's taxonomy places the organism in Eukaryota, Metazoa, Chordata, Mammalia, Monotremata, Tachyglossidae.
AUGAAAAAUGCCCUUUUGGAGCUCUGGGUAGAAAAGAAUCACUGGCAACCGGCUCCAGUCUACUCUGCCACAGUCAAGACCGGGUCACCCGGCACCACGUUACCACCCGUCGGCCCGGGCUGGGCCUCCGCCGUCCGUCCUCGGCCGGCCAAAGGGGAGAAGCCUCUGGAUUUCCCAGAAACCGGGACAAGCCCGUUGCCUCGGAGGAAGAGGAGCGUCCCGUUUCCUCUUGGCGUCAGAAUUUGCCCCGGGGAGAGCGUCCCAAGGGCCACCGCCAACCACUUAAACUAUUUCAAAGUCCGAGUGUGCCAGGAAGCCGUCUGGGAAGCCUUUAAGAUCUUUUGGGACCGAAUUCCGGACCGCGAGGAGUACUGGAGCUGGAUGAAGCUAUGUGAGGACGGGAACACGAGCAUCUUCGAAAUAGGCGGCAACUUCAGUCAGUCGGAGGAGCACCAGAACCUCAUUGUGAAGAGACUCUCUUCCACAAGGGAAACCACAAGCAGCUCUGGUCCGUCGGCUCCUGCCAGUGAAGACACCACAUUACGAGAUGCUCGGGCCAUUGUCCUGCCUCCGGAAGAGGUCUUCAUCGAAGGUGCCUCAGAUCGCAGGUCGGAGAGAACAGAUGAAAGCAUUCCCAACGAGAUUGGCGAUGUGACCGAGAAGCCCACCAAGCUGACGGCCGAGCAGGUUGUGGAAUUUAGUAUCCACCUUUCUGGGCCGCAGUUCGCCGAGGCCCUGAGUGACCCGGCCGGUGUCCAAGAGCAGCACCUCUCGGAGCAGUUUAUCGCCCAGGUUGAAACUGCAUUUGAUGGCUUACCUGGAUACAAAGACAUCCGUGUGCUGACAUUUAGGUCGCCUCAGGAAAGCGGCAGUGGCGUGGACGUCCGCUUCGCGGUCACGUUUGACGGCGAGACCUUCAGCAACGCCACGUGGGACCGGACUAACCUCCACUCCAACAAGGUGGAAAACCACGGCCUGGAGGGCCUCGAGGGUAAACCCGCCGUGGUUUACACGGUCAGCGACUUCCGGGAUUUCGUCGCCGAGGCCCUCCACAGGGAUCUCUUGUUGGGGAAUACCACACUGAGCCCAGAUCCCGACUCCCUCUCGCUGCUCAGCGUGAGAGAUGUUCUUUUUCCAAAUCCGGAAGAUCCAACGUGGAAUACUGAAAGCCCGAGCCUCCUGGUGCCUCCUCCGUUUGUUCCGAUUUUAGCAUCUUCAAGAAGUCUCUUACAAAGGCCAACGUUUCUCGGGGGCUGCGUGGUGCUGCUGAAGCACAGCGAUAAUUCCCUUCGAGGCGAGCGUCCUUCAGCCGGUGAAUCAACAGCCAGCAACGUCUUUUCCCUUGAUUUCGACGAGCCAGGCCUCACACACGUGGAAGGAUCAGAAGGUUUACUUUUGGUUAACUCAUUGCCUUCGACCGCCCCUACCCAUGCCGUGCCAAGAGAAACCAUGCCAUCCACCCUCGACCCCGGGAUGCCUUGGUCUUCCGCCCCGCCUGCGGCCUCUCCGUUCCCAGUGAGGUCCCUUGCCGAAGAAACCGCCUCAUCCUUUGGCCCGCAGCCAGACUCCUCCCUUGAAAGUGAACUCUUACUCGGAUCGGGUGCAGGGUCUGGACUAGAACUAGAUCCGAUUGCUUCACAAUGGAGGAAGCCUUCAGUGGAGCAGGCCAUCAGCGCUACCCCUCCUGCGUCGUCGCUUGGCGGUAAGGGAUGGCCGUCCCCUUCGGAGGACGUGGAUGAGGGACGGGUCGUAGACGAUCUCGUCGACAUCGUCAGCCUGACCGAAGUCACCCCUUCUCCCGGGGUGGGAGAAGGCCUGCUCGCUCUCUCCGAAACAACAAAUGAGCCCAUCUUUGGGGAGACCACAACUCAGCCCGUCCCUGCGUUUUGGACAUCAGAGUCCUUGACUGCCGAACUCCCUCCGCACUCACCUGAGGCCUCUGGGUUGGAGGGGGACUCUGUUGUAACGGAACAGAAGGAGACUGUGGAGUUGUCCACCGCCGAACGAUUAGAUGUAGGCGUCUUGGCCGUUGAGCCGGGCAUGGAGUCGGAAUGGACCGGAUGGCGGAAGCCGGACGUCGUGCAGGGAGAAGCUGCUUCUUCUCCUGGUCUAUCUGUCGAGGACUUGUGGGUGGACGGCAGUCAAAUUCCAGGUGCACACUUCAGCAUUCAUGGCCCCUCUUCCUCAGAGCCGUUAGCAACCUCGACGGGUCCCAAGACUGCAGUCGCAGCAGCAGUGGACGCUAAAAUUUCCAGCCAGGCUCCUUAUUUAACAGAGUCAUUCACCGAUCCUGAAGACCACUCGAAACCACCCAAAUCAGGUCAGGGUGGUCCUGCCCUUUGGAACGCUGAAAGUAACUUGGAUUCUCCCGCAACGGUGGGUCCGGCGGAGGGUACCACUAGCCUCCUGCCCAAAGCUCCCGUUACCCAGGCAACCGAUUGGCCUCCAACCAUCCGCUCCCCUCAAAUGGAGGAUGAAGUGAUGACAGGCGUCCAGGAUAUUUCACUAGAGCUGGACCGGCUGGGCACAGUUUACCAUCUCUCUGAGCUAAAUGAAGAAGAAGGCAGCGAUGCCAGAACUCGCACGGAAACGCCUGCCGAUGUCCACGCUACAGAGCUGGCCAGGGUGGCUUGGACCACUCGUGCAGACCACCAGCCAGACCGGGCCCUGGUGGUCUUCUUCAGCCUCAGGGUGACCAACAUGAUGUUUUCGGAAGACUUGUUUAACAAAAAUUCCCCCGAAUAUAAGGCCUUGGAGCAGAGAUUCUUAGAACUGCUGGUUCCCUACCUCCAGUCCAAUCUCACGGGAUUCCAGAAUCUGGAAAUCCUCAACUUCAGGAACGGCAGCAUCGUGGUGAACAGCCGGAUGAAGUUCGCCAAGCCCGUGCCCCGGGACGUCACCAGUGCCGUGUACGUGAUUCUGGAGGACUUCUGCAACACGGCUUACCAAACCAUGAACCUGGCCAUCGACAAAUUCUCCCUGGACGUGGAAUCGGGAGAGCAAGCUGAUCCUUGCAAGUUUGAAGCCUGCGAUGAGUUUUCCGAGUGUCUCGUCAACCGCGGGAGCGGAGAGGCCGAGUGCGUCUGUUACCCCGGCUACCUGAGCGUCCAAGGACUUCCCUGCCAGAGUGUCUGUGACCUGCAGCCCGAUUUCUGCCUCAAUGACGGGAAGUGCGACAUCAUCCUCGGCCAUGGCGCGAUUUGUAGGUGCCGCGUGGGAGCCAACUGGUGGUACCGAGGCCAGCACUGUGAGGAGUACGUGUCGGAGCCGCUCGUGGUGGGCAUCGCCGUCGCCUCCGUGGCGGGAUUCCUGCUCGUGGCCUCCGCCGUCAUCUUCUUCUUGGCCCGAACCCUGAGAGGCCAGUAUGCCAAGAGUGAGAUUGAGGGCUCCUUCCGGCGGCAGGAUGACAGCCCCUCGUCCACUGAGAAUGCAGUGAAGUACAACCCCAUGUUUGAGAGCGACACCACCAGCGGAUGGGACCGCUCCGGCAGGAACCACCCUCAGCUCACCUCCUACAGCUCCACCAGCGGGGAGACGUCCACUGACCUCAGCAGCGAAGAGAUCAGGCACAUCUACGAGAACAGCGAGCUUUCCAAAGAGGAAAUUCAAGACAGGAUACGGAUUUUAGAACUUUAUGCCAAAGACCGUCAGUUUGCCGAAUUCGUGAGGCAGCAUCAAAUGAAAUAUCUGUAAGCAGUUCCCACACCAACAACAGCAGGACACUGGUGGAAAAUGAAGAUCACGCUCUGCCACAGCUCUGGGCCACUGCUGUCACUUCCUAGGCACAUUUAGGCUAUUUAAU